Peronospora matthiolae is the source of this 642-nucleotide messenger RNA. Lineage: Eukaryota; Oomycota; Peronosporomycetes; Peronosporales; Peronosporaceae. The record is from the annotation of a GenBank genome assembly.
AUGGACGAGGCAAUGAACGUGACGCUGGAGCUGCCGCCGGUACCGCAGUCGCCAUGGGACUUUAUCAACGUCUUGGCUCCUGUGAUCAAGUACUACGUGGCGCUUCUGUUGCUGUUCAUGGGAGCGCGUUGGUUCAACCGGCAGCUGGGCAACGACGUGGAAGCGCCAGAGCGUCAGCCACUUCGACCCGUUUUAACCCCGGAACUGACAGUCGAGAGCUCUGAAGAGGAAGAAGAAGAAGAAGAAGAAGAGGAAAAGGAGGAGGAAGAAGAAAUCAAAGAGCUGGUGACGAGUGGGAAUCGUCUCGUGCCAAUGGACAGCCAGAAGCCGAAGCAGCAGCAGCAGCGGAAGCAGAAGAACGCGGCCAAGGCGCUUUUUGACGGGCUACGCAAGGUGGAGCAGGAGCUGAAGGAAAAGAAGGCUCAGGACGAACAAGCACAAGACGAAGUGAGCUGGAACGAGCUGCACAUGACGAUGCUGCGACGCUACCAGGACAAGUACCCUGAUCACGGGCCUCGGGUGGCCAACGAAACGACCGACAAGUACGACGAUGAGUUCCACGCGUUGCUGCGUGAGAACAAUAUUGAUCUAAAGGGACUCAAGAAGGAGAGCGUGCAAGGAAGCGAGCAGACGGAGAACUGA